AUCUUUCCAAACGAAACCAUCAGGCCGCCGCCCUUGCUCCCAUCUCUAACCCUAAUCAUCGCACUCCCAUCUGUACAUCGCUUGGUGAGAAGGGGGCAAGAAGAGGUUGGUCCUUCCUGGUGAUCCACAUAUGGCGACUCGUGCCUCCAACACUGUUGGCGACCACGGAGAUCCUGCUGAUGGAGACGCCGGCAACCAAGGGAUCAAGAAACCACACCGGCGCCCUGCUCAUCCCCAAGGUCUCACUGAUGACCAUGAGUUACAGUUUCAAUCUACUGAAACCAGCAGAGCCCCAACUGAUGGAAACGACGGCGACCAAAGGAUCAAGAAGCUCCAACGUCGUCCUGCUGUACCCCAAGGGCUCACUGAUGACAAUGAGCUACCGUUUCAACCUAUUGAACCAAGCAGUAUGCGGGACUUCAUGUACUAUCUGAAACGAUGUGGCAACGACUCAGCAAGCCUCAUCUUGCUUGAUUAUGACCACCAAACAGAAUCUAUGAUGGCUGCCAAUGAGGUUGAGAGGAAACUCAGACUAUUGAUAUCAACAGAGCAACCGUCCGAAUUAAUGAAGUCUAUAACGCCCAUGAAGCGACCAAGGGGGACAACUACAAAAAGUCGUAUAGAUGUACCUACUGCAGAAGAACCAAUUGAUGCAUACAAGGAAUGGCUUGAAAUCCUGCAACAAGAGCAACCUGAAACGGAAUUUAGAGAUGAUUACAGGGACGAAACCAUCAAGACAUAUAAAGAAUGGUUGAGGCGUAAAGGCUAUCUUAGAGACAUCUAUGCAUAUGCACAAGAUGAUGAUGCCAAUGACAAUGUUCGAGUUGCUGCUGAUGAACACCGUACACAUAGCCCGUCACCAAAAAAAGAAUGGCCAUCUCAUGCAAGGCGUAGAUCAAGAAAAGGGACAGGUGCAAAUGAAGGUUGUAAAAAAAAGGGCGUGGUACCCUCAAGGGUUUAUUAGCAGCUAUAAAGAGAAUAAAGAGUGGCUCCCAGAAACUAAAAAUUGAU
Messenger RNA from Panicum virgatum (switchgrass), 1011 nucleotides. RefSeq lists its product as uncharacterized. The coding region runs from base 131 to 964 and encodes 277 amino acids. Lineage: Eukaryota; Viridiplantae; Streptophyta; Magnoliopsida; Poales; Poaceae. The record is from RefSeq and is a predicted model, not a curated record. The transcript is spliced from 6 exons.